GUCACACUGUUUUACGAGUAUAAAAACAACGAAGUGGGCGUUGUAGUACUUCAUGUACCUUUAUUGUGGACAAAACUUCAACAUGGUGCAAGUACCCAAAACUGGAACGAGAGAGAAUAUUAUUCUUAAGGCUGGCCAUCCUCCAGCAGUGAAGGCUGGCGGUAUGCGUGUUGCCAAGAAGAACACAGAUGACGGUGGCGCACCAGAGAAGGAGACCAAGAGGCCUGAGAAGACCAGAUCUUUGAACACCACCUCCAGAAUGCAACAAGUCAGUGUUUUGUUGGCUGGAACACUGGAUAAGCUGAGUCACGACUUUCCGGAGACCCCGGCGAGCGUGCGGCACAGCAGAGUCCGACCGGCAAUGGAGAAACCUCAUGUGCCCCGGAGCUUCUUCAUCCAGCAGCCUCGCAAAUGCUGAACCUCCCUCAUACCCACACGCAUACAAGCACACAGCCACGGAUACCAGCAUUGAGUGCCACAGGUCUGCCUUGUGUAGUCAACUGUAAGACAAACAGGAAGUGAGUGUGCUUUGAAGCGUGUUGUGUGCAUUGAGGAACUGACACAAGUUGCCAGUUAAUCUUUAACCCUUUCGAUUAAUGUGACAUCUGUUUAGGCUGUUAGAUGCAAGCCCUUCUAACCUUGCACCUUUGGUGCAAGACCGUUUUAAUAUCGCUUAGGUAUUUUUGUAUGCUUACUAUAAACCAGUCUUGGUUUGUGCUUUUGAGUGCUUCACUAGCUUGACACUCACUGUUCCUGAAAUGUCUUUUGUAGUAAGACAGGUUUGGCAUUUGUUUACAGCUUUGUGUUUGCAUGGCAUUACUUUAAAGGCUUAUUUUUGUUGGUGAACUAAAAUUUAAUAUUUUUUCACUGUCUUGCUUAAGAUUGACAACUUCAGUAAAGACCCACAUUUCUGCAAA
Messenger RNA from Clupea harengus (Atlantic herring), 917 nucleotides. RefSeq names its product death associated protein like 1b, tendem duplicate 1 (gene dapl1b.1). Gene Ontology annotation, molecular function: death domain binding. Gene Ontology annotation, biological process: negative regulation of autophagy; cellular response to amino acid starvation; apoptotic signaling pathway. The record is from RefSeq and is a predicted model, not a curated record. Lineage: Eukaryota; Metazoa; Chordata; Actinopteri; Clupeiformes; Clupeidae.